Molecule: messenger RNA, 1023 nt
Organism: Geodia barretti
Lineage: Eukaryota; Metazoa; Porifera; Demospongiae; Tetractinellida; Geodiidae
Source: the annotation of a GenBank genome assembly
AUGACUAAAGACGCUACCGUUCCCCGGCCGGCGGGAGUCGAAGCCGUACACGGCAAGAAGGGUGUCUAUUUCACAGACGAAGAGAUACGAGACUUGGACCCGAAACUACAGUCGCGCAUUCGACACAACAGUAUCCCCGGCCCGUUCGGACUAAAGACGCAAGUUGUUUGGCUGAACGUAUACCUAAUGGUCGUUCUCCACGUGCUGUGGUUGUGGGGCGCGUACGUUGGUACGGGCGCCAAAUGGCAGUCUUUCGUCUGGUACGUUAUUCUGGGACUCGGUAGCGGGUUUGGGGUAACGGCCGGCGCCCAUAGACUCUGGACCCAUCGCAGUUACAAGGCCAAGCUACCGCUGAAGAUUGUACUGAUGUGUUUCGACUGUCUCGCCAUGCAAAACUCCGUCCUAGUGUGGUCACGUGACCACCGCCUCCACCACAAGUAUACGGAGACGGACGCGGACCCGCACAACGCAAACAGGGGGUUCUUUUUUGCUCACGUGGGCUGGCUGCUGAUGUUGAAACAUCCCCAGGUCCUCAUCAAGGGUCGAAACAUCGAUCUCGAGGACUUGAAACAAGAUCCCGUCGUCGCGUUUCAGGCCCGUUUCUACCUCCCGCUCACCAUUCUUUUCUCCGUCCUUAUUCCGAGUCUCGUUCCCUGGUAUUUCUGGAAUGAACCGGGCCACAUUGCUUUCCUCUUUCUCUUCGGUUUUCGCUACAUCACGUCCUUACACUGCACCUGGUUGGUGAACAGUGCGGCCCAUCUCUGGGGCGACCGUCCCUACGAUCGACACUCCAAAACCGCUGACAACGCCUUUGUCUGCUACGCUGCCGUCGGAGAGGGUUUCCAUAACUACCACCAUGCAUUUCCCUAUGACUAUUCGACGGGGGAAUGGGGCCCGAAGCUGAACAUGACGACUUGUUUCCUGGAUGUGUUUGCUGCCCUCGGACUCGUCUACGACCGGAGACAAGUCUCCCACGAGGCUAUUUUGAACAUGCGAAAGAGGAAAGGAGAUCUUUCGUACUAA